AAUGGAUCCAACAGAGCUCGACGUAGUCGUCAGCCAAAUAUUGGGCACUACCUCGUUCAUGUUUUAGGCAAAUGUGCCAAGGAGAAAAUCAUAAUCUUCGUUGAGACGAAGAAGGAAGCCGAGGAACUAGCAGACUCUAUUUCUUAUUAUCUUCAUAGCAUCUUUAGAGCUCGUUUCAUGACAAAGCAAAAGUUUAAAAAUUUGUUCAGGGAUGGUGAUGAUCAAGAUUUAUUCUCAAAUUUCGGAGCUAUAAGUUUUCAUGCCAAUCAAAACCAGCCUGAGCGUGAACAAGCUUUGUCCUUAUUCAACAGAGGAGUUUAUCCUAUUAUAGUGGCAACAAAUGUAGCAGCAAGAGGACUUGAUAUAGAAGGAGUAACCUAUGUGAUCAACUACGACCUUCCUAUGAAUCUGAGUGUUCUAGAAAAGUACCAUGAGAUCGAUAUACCGGCUCUAAAUGAGGAAGAAAUAAAGCAGAGUCCCGUUCAAAAUCGGUUUGAGGAAUACAUACAAAGAAUUAAAUGGACUGGCCGGGCAGACAAAGAAGAAUCAAUUUUGUCCUUUAAGUUAGAUACAAAUCAUCGUCUAGCCGAAUCCAUAGGAGAAAUGUUGGUAGAAACCGACCAGAAUGUUCCAGUGUGGCUUGAGAGAGUCGCCGAUAGCGAAUGGUCCAUUAGGAAUGCAAGAAAAAAGAAAAACUUACGUCAACAACAAGUGGGAUCAGAAGUUGAGGGAUUUUUGGGUUUUAAUUCCAAAGAAUGGGACGAUUCUAAUGGUCCCUGCGUUGACGAACUUUGGGGAAACGGAGAAUUGGCUGCCGCCUCCACGAUAGGAAAUUUUAGGUUGAGUGAAGCAGGUGUAAUUGGAUCGGCUCAGUCAAAUGUUACACAGAAUUUUGAAUUUGUUGAAGUAGCUGUCCAAAAAGAAAGUAGGCUUAAGGAAAUUCUGCUGGAUAUUCAUUCCUGGAACGAGUUAACAUUUCUCAACUGCAAUUGCUGGAAAAAGGAGCGGAAUGGAUACAACUCAGCUACAGGUAGUGAUCAGCCAAACAUAAAGCACUUCUUAUUGCAUGUCCUUGGCAAAUGUGCCAAAGAGAAGAUUCUCAUCUUCGUUGAGACGAAAAAAGAAGCCCAUAAAAUAGCAGACUCUAUUUCUGAACAUCUUUACAGAAAUUUUAGAGGUCGUUUCAUGACAAAGAAAAAUUUUAAACUUUUGUACAACGAUGGUGAUGAUCAAGAUCUUAUCGAAAAUUUCGGAGCUAUAAGUUUUCAUGCUGAUAAAGAUCAGUAUAACCGUGAAACAGCUUUGUCUUUAUUCAACGAAGGAGUUUACCCAAUUUUGGUUGCAGCAAACGUGGCAGCAAGAGAACCCGAUAUCAAAGGAGUGACUUAUGUGAUCAACUAUCAUCUUAAUGUUUUAGAAAAUUACCAGACAAUUAGCACACAAGUUCUCAAAGACGUGGAAGUAAAGCAGGGACUAGUCCGAAAUCAGUUUGAAGAAUACAUACGUCGAAUUGGACGGGCGGGCAAAAAAGGACACUCCAUUUCCUUCUUCCAGUUAGAUAAAGAUCGUCAUUUAGCUGAACCCAUCAGAGACAUGUUAGGAGAUGCCCAACAAAAUGUUCCUAAAUGGCUUGAAAGAAUAGCCGACAGCGAAUUUUCUAUUCGGAAUGCGAGAGAAAAAGAAAGGAAAAAAAGAGUAAAGGAAGUGCGAGAAAUGCGAGAAAAAGAAAAAAACGAGCGGGAUCAGCAUGAGAGGGAUUCUCUAAUAAAUCGUCCGAUUCUAAUGGACCCUACGUUUAUGUACUAUGGCAUGGGGAAAUGGAACCUAGCUAGAUAAGCGACUGUGCCUGAAAUUUUGAUAAAACGUCUCCAGACACAUUAUCUGAUAUGAUAACAACUGAUAAAUUGUUUCCGAGCAACAUUGAUAUUAGAUUAUCAUCAUGUAAUAUCAUGAUUUUCAUUCGUGGUUUAUUCAAUCUAUUAAAUUGGGUAGAAAUUGCCAGUUAUAAUUUAGGCUCAAGCCUCUAAUUCCAGAGAAGUUGAUGAAGUAGUCAUUUAGUAUGAUUAUUGUUUGCUUUAAUUUAUUGUACAUAAUUGACUUGAAAUUGACUAUAUUAGCCUAAAUGGCUCCAUAAGCAU
Bolinopsis microptera is the source of this 2138-nucleotide messenger RNA. RefSeq lists its product as uncharacterized. The record is from RefSeq and is a predicted model, not a curated record. Lineage: Eukaryota; Metazoa; Ctenophora; Tentaculata; Lobata; Bolinopsidae. The transcript has a single exon. Gene Ontology annotation, molecular function: RNA helicase activity; RNA binding. Bases 178 to 1836 code for a protein of 552 amino acids.